This is a messenger RNA of Rotaria sp. Silwood1, 816 nucleotides long. NCBI's taxonomy places the organism in Eukaryota, Metazoa, Rotifera, Eurotatoria, Philodinida, Philodinidae. The record is from the annotation of a GenBank genome assembly.
AUGUCAAAAAAAGAAAAAACUACAAGUCUUCCUGUUCAUCGAGUUGAUCUAUCAUUACCAGUUGUUCAAACAGAUUCAUAUGAAAUCUUUUAUACAAUACCUUCACAACAAAAUUUACGUACAAUAUCAUCUCGAAAACCACUUGUUGAUAAUAAUAAAAAAUCUACAGAUCAAACAGCAAAAUUUCGAUCUUCAUCUCGUCUUAAACAUCUUAUCGGUCCUGUAUUUGUUAAUGUACUUGUUGAUACAAAUACAAUGACAGCGGAAUCAAUUUCUGCCAUACCUGAUACUGUAUCAAAUCCAUUGAUAAAUUCUAGUUAUUCAAAUCGAGCAUUGAAAACUUUACCAACAAUAAAUAAAAAUUCGAAACAAAAAAAUAUUAAAGAUGAUGGUGAACGAUCUCGAACAUCAUCAGGUGAUAGACUUCUUUAUGAAUCAUUUGGAUCAUUUGAUUAUUUUAAUAUAAAUAAAGUUAAAUCUAAUAAUAUGUGGCAAAAUCUUCAUCAUCCACAAUUGACAUCAACUAAAGCUUUACAUUUACGAACAUCAUCAAAACAUAAAUUAACUUCAAAUGAAAUACAAUUAAAAGUAUCAAAUGCAACAUCAUUAGAUAAUCUUUCACAAGAAUCAACUGCAUCAGCAAAUGGUAACGUAUAUGAACAAGUUGAACAAUUAACAAAAAAUUAUUUUCCAAUGAUACAACAAAUUCGUCAUAGUUGCCAAUGUCCAGAAGUAAUUAAUAAUCGAACGCAUUUUCAUCGUGAACAAAGUCGAGAUUUUAGGCCAAUAUUAUCGCGAACACGUGUAGUUCGAUAA